Messenger RNA from Hirsutella rhossiliensis, 1719 nucleotides. Its product is annotated as WSC domain-containing protein. Gene Ontology annotation, molecular function: hydrolase activity, hydrolyzing O-glycosyl compounds. Bases 1 to 1719 code for a protein of 572 amino acids. NCBI's taxonomy places the organism in Eukaryota, Fungi, Ascomycota, Sordariomycetes, Hypocreales, Ophiocordycipitaceae. The record is from RefSeq and is a predicted model, not a curated record. Gene Ontology annotation, biological process: glucan catabolic process. The transcript is spliced from 5 exons.
AUGGCUUACUCUCUGGCCACCUCUUUCGCGGGAGAGUCGUUGCUGUCGGGCUUCAACUGGUUCGACGGCAGCGACCCAACUCACGGCUUCGUGUCCUACCAAAACAGGGCCAACGCCGAGGCAAAGGGGCUCUUCUCUGUCGAUGAGAACACGGGCGUGGUAAGGCUAGGGGUUGAUCACACAAACACAUAUGGUGUAAACGAAGGGCGGCCGAGCAUACGGCUCGAGAGCAAAGAAUCGUUUAAUCAUGGCCUCUUCAUUGCCGACUUUCUUCACAUGCCACCCUCACAAUGCGGCAUGUGGCCAGCAUUCUGGCUGUAUGGCGACGACUGGCCCAAUGGGGGCGAAGUCGAUAUCAUCGAGGGCAUAAACACCGCCCAUCAAAAUUCCAUUGCGGCACACACCAGCAGCGGCUGCACUUUGGCCUCUUCGUCCGAAGAGGUCUUUUCGGGCGAGAGGCAACGAACGGACUGCACCACUGGAAGCGAGAAUAUCGGCUGCGGGUUCGGCUCGCCCGCCAACGCCACGUCGGCUUACGGUGAUGGGUUCAACGCCAUCAACGGAGGCGUGUACGUUGUGGACUGGAACCACAAGCAUAUCAAGGUCUGGCACUUUGAGCGCGACAAGAUCCCCAAGGAUAUCGAGGCCAAGAAGCCAGACCCCACCCAGUGGGCGGCUCCGGUUGCCAUCUUUGGGGGUUCUAGCUGUGAUGUUGACUCCUUCUUCAAGAACAUGAGGCUAGUCAUCAACACGAACUUCUGUGGCGAUUGGGGCGAUGCCGUCUGGGGCCGGACGGAUCAGUGCAAUGCAUUCGCGUCCACAUGCUCCGACUAUGUCGCCAAGUCCCCGGAGGCCUUUGCAAAUGCGUACUGGGACGUCCGAUAUAUCGACACGUAUCAGUUUUCGAACGAUACCACGCGUGUCAAGCCGACAAUCAGUGCAACAAACACGACGCUUGCAACCAACACCAGCACCACAGCGUCGAACAAGACAGCGACGGGCACCGGCGGCCUCAGCUCCGGCAUCGCCGCAUCCUUUAACAUAUCCUCGGCAACUCAGGCGCCCGCCAACCCGACCAAAAUCGGCAAGUACGCAUAUCUAGGUUGCUUUGGCUCGCGCAGCGGCUUCCAGACCUUCAGAAACGCCAAGGAGAGCGAGGACAUGUCGCUCGAGAUGUGCGUCGAGUCGUGUGACGGAAAAACUUUCGCCGGUGUCUUCGAGGGCAUGUGCCUGUGCGCGGAGGCGCUGGACGCGGACACGCGUGCCAUGGGUGUCGAGGAGGGCGCUGUGUGCGAUCACUCGUGCCCGGGCAAUGACGAUGAAUACUGCGGCGGUCUUCGCGACAGACCUGCGGGCAUGGGGAACAACUCGACCAUGAUGCCGGAACAGCAGCGCUUCACAAACGUGACGCGCAUGAACUACGUGCGCGCUCCGGCAGGGCGUGCUCGGCGACGAAAUCUUCCCAGCACGUACCUCCUCUCCGUGUACGGCGACGUGACAGAGCCUGUCCCUCCGGCCGUGCUGGCGCCUCCGCCUCCGCCAAUGGCAUCUCGGGGGACCGGGACGCGCCUGGUUCUGCUCGUCACGGCGACGGCGUACAGGACUGCCUACCCGUUGCAGUCGGCGACUGGGUCGGCGGCGGGUAGGGGAUCCUAUGUAACGGGCGGGGCCUUGACGUCGGAUAAGCCGAUGAAAGGCGUCACGCGCCGCGGCGAAUAA